GUACAUCUUUCAGCAAUCGAGAGUAUCUCGUAACAGUAGCACAGCAAUGGAAUCUGGAGAGCCACCGCAGCCCGCAGAGCAGGGCGCUGCACCUGCCCCGACGGAGAGCGAGCCUCUCCUAGGGAGACCGGGUGACGCAAUUCAGAAGCCCGACGAGCCCAUGAUCAAGAACCUCUGGCUUGGAACCGGCUGGCUAGCUCAACUCGGCGCCAUCAUCCUGGCCGUGAUAAUCUGGGUCUCGGUGUUUACGCACCCGAUGCUGCGUCUAUUCUCUCCGCACCCCCUCCUACAAUCCCUCGGCAUCUUCACAGCCAUCCAGGCCGUCCUGCUUCUCCAGCCGACUCACACGCCGACGACCAAGCUGCUCGGCCAGCGCGGCCAUUCCGCUCUGCACGUACUCUCCUUCAUGCUUUUCGCGGCCGGCACUGCCAUCAUCGAGACCAACAAGCACGUCAACCGCCUCCCGCACUUCCACAGCGCGCACGCCUACCUGGGCGUGUCCACCGUCGCCCUGCUGGCCGUGCAGUACCUGUUCGGGCUGACCAUCUGGGCCGUCCCAGGCGUCUGGGGCGGCCUGGACCGCGCCAAGGCGCUGUGGAAAUACCACCGCUAUGUCGGGUACGGUGUGCUGCUGCUGCUCUUAGCCACGGUCGCCAGCGCGGUGGGCACGGACUACAACCGGGCGGUGCUCGGGAUCCGGCUGUGGAGCGUGCUCCUUGCGGAGGCUUUGAUUUUGGCGGGUGUCUUGCCCCGCGUGCAGCUACGGAAGCUGGGGAUUCAGCCGCGACAGCGGGGCGGUUAACACAGGAUUGGGUAUGUGCAGGAAACGGGUUAAGGCCUGUGACUGGAGGCCCUAUAUACGGCAGCUGGCGUAGUCUAGGAUGGUUAUUAUUUCAGUCUAACAUUUUUGUGCUAUUUUCCUUGAAGAGCAGCUUGGGUUGGAUACUGAACCUUCUCGGAUAAUGUGGGAUGGCACUUGGGUAGCUUCAGGGAGCAGACCGGACGAUGUACCUAUGUAUGUGUAACUGACCUGUCUACUCCAUAAUCCAAUAUCGAGUAUCAGCC
Molecule: messenger RNA, 1065 nt
Organism: Canariomyces notabilis
Lineage: Eukaryota; Fungi; Ascomycota; Sordariomycetes; Sordariales; Chaetomiaceae
Exons: 3
Coding region: 47-802 (251 amino acids)
Molecular function (GO): oxidoreductase activity
Source: RefSeq, a predicted model, not a curated record